Molecule: messenger RNA, 290 nt
Organism: Aspergillus sclerotioniger CBS 115572
Lineage: Eukaryota; Fungi; Ascomycota; Eurotiomycetes; Eurotiales; Aspergillaceae
Exons: 1
Coding region: 41-211 (56 amino acids)
Source: RefSeq, a predicted model, not a curated record
AGUUACUCGGCACCAGCAGUGAGUGUGGCGUGUGCAUCCAAUGCAUCCACAUCCUUUCGUUUCAACCAACGUGGAGCGACCCCCCAAGCCACCCAUCUAUAUUACUAUUCACUCGGCUUCUGGUAGGUUUCCUCAUGUAGGUAGAUCUCCCAGACCUGUCACGCAUUCAUGCACUCUGGUUGCCCUAGGCAAACAGUACUUACUAUGGUAAGUACUUUAAAGCACUUGCCGACACACAUACAUACAGACAUAUUAAUAAGUAAGUACAGCCUUUUGAGAAUUGAUGGAUA